This is a messenger RNA of Colletotrichum orchidophilum, 1857 nucleotides long. RefSeq names its product multidrug resistance protein fnx1. The transcript has a single exon. NCBI's taxonomy places the organism in Eukaryota, Fungi, Ascomycota, Sordariomycetes, Glomerellales, Glomerellaceae. The record is from RefSeq and is a predicted model, not a curated record. Bases 1 to 1857 code for a protein of 618 amino acids. Gene Ontology annotation, biological process: transmembrane transport. Gene Ontology annotation, molecular function: transmembrane transporter activity.
AUGACAGCAAAGGGACCCUACGAGGUCCACGACGACGAGAAACUCGGCGAUAUCGAGCGCGCCGCCGGCUCCCCGACCGAAAAUGGGUCGCCCACGACCAGCAGCAGCGAGUCGGUGACGACGACCAGAGACGGCAAGACUGAAGAACCCUCUUACAACGCUACUACAACAGCGACGGACGAGGUAACCGCCGACGGCGACGCAAAGGAGGCGCCCGAAACGCAGGCAGCGGCGGCGGCGGCGGCGGCGGCGCAGGGACCACCACCGGCCGGCGCCGAGGACACGCCCGAGGCCGGUCGCACGAAGCUGGAGACGACGCUCAUUGUGCUCUCGCUGUGCGCGGCGCUGUUCCUGGCGGCGCUGGAUGUCACGAUUAUUACAACUGCUGUGCCGACCAUUGCGGAGGAAUUUAACAGCAAUAUUGGGUACAUUUGGAUCGGGUCGGCGUACCUUCUCAGCAACGCGGCGUUUGUCCCGACCUGGGGCAAGUUUUCUGAUAUUUGGGGCCGGAAGCCCAUUCUCCUCUGCGCCGUCGGUGUCUUCUGGAUCGGGUCGUUGAUCUGCGGGCUGUCCACGAGCAUGGGCAUGUUGAUUGGCGCCCGCGCGAUCCAGGGCAUCGGCGGCGGCGGCAUCAUCGUCCUGGUCAACAUCUGCGUCAGCGACCUCUUUUCGAUGCGCCAGCGCGGCGUCUACUUUGGCGUCAUGGGCAUGGUCUGGGCCGUCUCGAGCGCCAUCGGCCCCGUGCUGGGCGGCGUCUUCACCAGCAAGGCUACCUGGCGGUGGUGCUUCUACGUCAACCUGCCCAUCUCGGGCAUAGGCUUCCUCGUGCUCUUCUUCGUGCUCAAGCUGCACAACCCGCGGACGCCCGUCGCGCAGGGCUUGAAAGCCAUUGACUGGGUCGGCACGCUCACCAUCAUCGGCGGCACCCUCAUGUUUCUCUUUGGCCUCGAAUUUGGCGGCGUGUCGUACCCCUGGAGCUCGCCCACCGUCAUUUGUCUCAUCGUGUUUGGCAUCGUCACCAUUGGCGUCUUCGCCGUCAACGAGUGGAAGUACGCGCGGUACCCCGUCAUCCCGAUGCACCUCUUCCGUAGCUGGUCCAACAUGGCGGCCUUUGCCACGGCCUUUUGCCACGCCUUUGCCUUUAUCUCGGGGAGCUACUGGCUGCCGCUCUACUUCCAGGGCGUGCAAGGGGUCUCUUCGCUCCUUUCGGGCGUCUACCUGCUCCCCUACGUCCUCUCGCUGUCCCUCAUGUCCGCCGUCGCGGGCGUGCUGAUCCGCAAGACAGGCAACUACGUAUACCUCAUCAUUGGCGGCAUGCUCGUUGCCACGGUCGGCUUCGGCCUCUUCCACGACCUGCCCCUGGACCGCAACUUUACAAAGAUUAUUCUCUUCCAGAUCGUGGCGGGGCUCGGCAUCGGCCCCAACUUCCAGAGCCCGCUGAUUGCGGUGCAGACGUCGGUGGAGCCGCGCGACAUCGCGGCCGCGACGUCGGCGUUUGGCUUCAUACGGCAGAUGGGCACGUCCGUCUCCGUCGUCAUUGGCGGCGUGGUUUUCAACAACGAGAUGCAGAGGCAGUACCCACGGCUGAGGGAGCAGCUGGGCCCGGAGCUGGCGGGGAUGCUCUCAGGCUCGAGCGCCGCGUCCAGCGUGGGCGUGGUGGCGGACUUGCAGGGCGAGCAAGGGUUGAUUGCGCGCGGGGCCUACCUGAGUAGUCUGCGGACCAUGUACAUUGUCUACGUCGCGUUUGCCGGGCUGGGGCUCGUCGCGAGCUUGUUUGUUAGGCAGAAGCAGUUGAGCAAGAAUCACACGGAGCAUAAGACGGGGUUGAAGACGCUUCGGAGCCGGACUGGGAAGUGA